Cetraspora pellucida is the source of this 354-nucleotide messenger RNA. Lineage: Eukaryota; Fungi; Glomeromycota; Glomeromycetes; Diversisporales; Gigasporaceae. The record is from the annotation of a GenBank genome assembly.
AUGAUUAAUAUUCAUGGAAAAAGUAAACAAGCAAUAGGUGAGAUUUCUAAUUUCCCUUUUUCUGUGGGUGGAAUAGAAAUCCCUAUCGAUGUUAUUGUGACUGAUGCUACCUUUUACUGCACCAUUGUUGAGGACGAUAAUACUGGAUAUGAUAACAAUAAGGUAAGGAAAGAUUGUCAUGAAAAGGAACAAUUAGGUGAUCAACGAAUAGAUCAACCUGGGAUUACAUGUUACGUUGUUCAAAAAGAAAAAGAUCAAUGUAUAGCAGAUCUUUUUGAUUACUGCUAUGAAAAUGAAACCCCAGCGGAGGUCGAAUACCAGAUAGAAGAAUUGAAAGCAGACCAAGAGCAAUGA